AUGAGUUCCUUCACCCAGGAGACAAUCUGUAUAGGUGUGACAUGUGUGGGAAGGGCUCGAGUCAUAGCCCAGAUCUUAACAUUUGCUGUAUCAAUGACACUGGAGAGAAAUCCUCUAAAUGUGAGAUGUGUGAUAAAGGCUUCAAUCAGGCAUCACAACUUCAAGCCUAUCAGAGCCUCCCCCCCCCCACCCCCCCCACCCCCGCUCCUAGAGAAAAAAACAUACAAAUGGGAGGCAUGCGACAGGCUAGUUAAUCAGAAUCCUGGUCCUCAUCAGAGAGUUAGCACUGGAGAGAAACCAUAUAAGUGUGAGGUAUGUGGGAAGGACUUCAGUAAGGCCUCAAAUCUUCAAGUCUAUCAGAGAAUCCACACUGGAGAGAAGACAUAUAAAUAUGGUAUGUGUGAUAAGAACUUCAGCCUGAAUUCCCACCUUCAGGCCCAUCAGAGAGUUCACACUGGAGAAAGAUCAUAUAAGUGUGACACAUAUGGUAAGUACUUCACUCAGAUUUCCCAUCUUCAGGUCCAUCAGAGAGUCCAUACAGGAGAGAAGCCAUACAAAUGUGAGACAUGUGGUAAGGGCUUUUGUCGGAGUUCACAUCUUCAAGCCCAUCAGAGAGUCCAUACAGGGGAGAAACCCUACAGAUGUGAAGAAUGUGGGAAAGGCUUCAUCUGGAACUCCUAUCUUCAUGUUCGUCAGAGGAUCACACAGGAGAGAAACCCUAUAAAUGUGGCAUGUGUGGUAAGACCUCAUAUCUUCAAGCCCAUUGGAGAGCUUGAAGACUUCAAUCAGACCUCACAUCUUCAAGCCCAUUGGAGAGUCCAUACGGGAGAUAAACCCUACAAAUGUUUUGACUGUGGUAAUGGCUUUAGUAAAAGUUCACGUCUUCAAGUUCGUUAGAGAGUCCAUAAUGGUGAUAAAUCCAGUGCACGUGAUGAGUGUGAGAAAAGUGUUCUUCAGACUGUAGACUUCUCAUUUUCAUCAGAAAAUCCACACAGCAGAGAAUAUUUACAAAAUAUUAUAUUUUAAGAAUUCAGCAAUGAGCUGAGUUUUUUUUUUUGUUAAUGUUUAUUUACUUUUGAUAGAGAGAGAGUGCAA
Molecule: messenger RNA, 1095 nt
Organism: Prionailurus viverrinus (fishing cat)
Lineage: Eukaryota; Metazoa; Chordata; Mammalia; Carnivora; Felidae
Product: zinc finger protein 233-like
Exons: 1
Coding region: 1-897 (298 amino acids)
Biological process (GO): regulation of DNA-templated transcription
Molecular function (GO): DNA-binding transcription factor activity, RNA polymerase II-specific; RNA polymerase II cis-regulatory region sequence-specific DNA binding
Source: RefSeq, a predicted model, not a curated record